AUGGACCUCGAGAGCAAGCGGGUCUGGGACUAUGCGGGCGACGGCUAUGUUCAUCGGAUCAUCCAAGACGCGGCGAAACCAGGUGAGAAGUUGGUUGAGCUUCCAGGCAGACGACGUGAGCCGACUGCUCUUCAGGGAGAGGAGGAUCUCGAGGUUGCAAAAAUGGACAAUAUUGCACUGGAGUACACACACUUGCUCACAAGCCAGCUGGAAAGUCAGAGGGUUUAUUUUGAGGAAGUCGUCCAGAGAGCUGUGGACAAAGCCUCGGAAGCAACCAAGAAAGCAGACAGAGCGAUAGAGGAGAGUCGCCUCGCUACUGAGAGACUGUCUACGCUAGAAAGCGAACAUGACUUUGUCGCCAAAGGUCUUGUCCCAGAGCUGGAAAAGGAAAAAGCACGACUCGAAAAACGAAGUGCCAAGUUUGAAGAAAUGGCCAGAACCAUCAACCAAAAAUACCAAGAAGAGAAAGCGUUGACAAAGUCACUGAUGCAGAGGAUUGAGCACUACGAGACUUCACAGGAGACCCAAGUGGAAAAGCUGAAGCAGACGAUACAGAAACUUGAGGAAGAAAAUGCCACAAAAGACUUGCUAAUGGAGGGGCUGAGGGACGAACACCGCGAUGCGAUGAUGCAGAUCUCCGCCCAGAGAAAGUUGCAGGAAAUGGUGGAGAAAGGGGAGCUGGAGCAAGAGGAUCUGGAGGGCGCUGUCAUCGAGGCCGGGCCCGCUCCAGCUCCGAAGAGAAUCUUGCGCGGAGGGAAAGGAAGGAGAGUCUUGAACAGUCCAAGCCAGCGCCUUAACGUUUCCAAAGACCUACCUCAACAGCAGGCGGCAACCACCUCCAAACAACAAGUAUCCUCUGCCUCCAGAGAUACCCCUGAGGAAGCUCCUUCUAUCUACAACGACAUUUUCGGCGAAAGUUCUCGAAGCCAAGACUGGGACGAAGAGAAGGCGAAGAAGAUCCUCGACGAGUGUAGGGCAAAACUGCUCGGGGAGGGUCUACUCGUCCCAUCCGCGCCGACUUCGACCUCCGCGCACGUCGAGACCGAAGGCAGUAGUGACGCCGAGCCUGACGGCGAGGGGGGCGGUGAUGAAGCAAAGCCCAAAGGGACUGCCACGAGGAAGAAGAAGGGAAAGAGAAAAGCCAAAAAGUGA
Messenger RNA from Fonsecaea nubica, 1152 nucleotides. RefSeq lists its product as hypothetical. Bases 1 to 1152 code for a protein of 383 amino acids. The transcript has a single exon. Gene Ontology annotation, biological process: Ras protein signal transduction; protein ubiquitination. NCBI's taxonomy places the organism in Eukaryota, Fungi, Ascomycota, Eurotiomycetes, Chaetothyriales, Herpotrichiellaceae. Gene Ontology annotation, cellular component: cytoplasm. Gene Ontology annotation, molecular function: ubiquitin protein ligase activity. The record is from RefSeq and is a predicted model, not a curated record.